This is a messenger RNA of Fraxinus pennsylvanica, 762 nucleotides long. NCBI's taxonomy places the organism in Eukaryota, Viridiplantae, Streptophyta, Magnoliopsida, Lamiales, Oleaceae. The record is from the annotation of a GenBank genome assembly.
AUGCCUUCAUUUAAUUCCGCGUCAAAGACGCUUACGCGCUUGUUUUCGUGUCGGGAUUUAUUCCAGCGGCGGAUAAUAAAGAAUACUGAUUACAAUCAGAUUAGGUGCUUCAGAAUAAUUGGGGGGUCAAAUGCAUUUUCUUCCGACAAUAAAUCCGCAGUCGCUGGAUACUGGAAUUAUAAUUUACGGGAAUCGAGAAUUUUUCCGAACAAUCAUAUUGUUAUUGUCCAGAAAAGAGGAUUUUUGGGGUGUGGUGAUGGCGAAGAGGGGAAUAUGUUAGCUAAAGUCCACGAAGAGAGACGUGUUUUGGGAUAUUCGCCAGAGCAAUUAUUUGCUGUGGUUGCUGCUGUUGACUUGUAUGAGGAUUUUGUUCCUUGGUGUCAGCGAUCAGAGAUAAUUCGACACCUUCCCAAUGGGUCGUUUGAUGCUGAGCUAGAAAUUGGUUUUAAAUUUCUUAUUGAAAGUUAUGUAUCCCACGUGGAGUUAAAGAAACCAAAAUAUGUAAAGACAACUUCUUUCCAAAGCAGCCUUUUUGAUCAUUUGAUUAACAUCUGGGAAUUUAAUGAGGGACCUGUUCCAGGCACCUGCAACCUUUAUUUCUUGGUGGACUUCAAGUUUCAAUCACCAUUUUAUCGACAAAUGGCAAAUAUGUUCUUCAAGGAAGUGGCCUCCCAAUUAGUUGGUUCAUUCAAUGACCGUUGUAAACUGAUAUAUGGACCUGGGGUCCCAGUUCAUGAAAAUACUUCUGAACAGAGAUCGUGA